AUGACGACCGCCGCCACGCCCGCCGCGCUUUCAGCCUACCGCACGCUACUCCGGAGCAUAAAGCUCACGUUCGCGAACGAUGCACGGAUGCUCACCGCGGCAAUGACCGAGUCUCGCGACAUCUUCCGCUCGCGCAGUCACGUCUCCGGCGCCGAGCAGGACGAGCAUCUCAAGCAUGCCCGUGAAAUCGCUGAUGUGUUGAGAACAAAUGUUGUUCAGGGGGAGAGGAUAAGUGAAAGCGAGGAGGCUUACAAAUUGAGGAUACACGAUGCUACGGAGAAGGGGGAUAAUGAGAGUAUCAAGAAGGCACAGCAGUCAUUGGGGAAGACACCCGGGUCACCUGGGCCUGGGAAGUGUUGCUCAGCAUGA
Messenger RNA from Tricharina praecox, 369 nucleotides. RefSeq lists its product as uncharacterized. Bases 1 to 369 code for a protein of 122 amino acids. Gene Ontology annotation, biological process: mitochondrial respiratory chain complex III assembly. The record is from RefSeq and is a predicted model, not a curated record. Lineage: Eukaryota; Fungi; Ascomycota; Pezizomycetes; Pezizales; Pyronemataceae. The transcript is spliced from 2 exons.